This is a messenger RNA of Vicia villosa (hairy vetch), 660 nucleotides long. RefSeq lists its product as uncharacterized. The record is from RefSeq and is a predicted model, not a curated record. The transcript has a single exon. Lineage: Eukaryota; Viridiplantae; Streptophyta; Magnoliopsida; Fabales; Fabaceae. The coding region runs from base 1 to 660 and encodes 219 amino acids.
AUGGAAGCUUGGAACAAGGCGUGCAUGGUGAGACUUUUGUGGAAUCUAUGCAAGAAAGAGGAUAGUAUGUGGGUGAGAUGGGUUCAUACUUACUAUAUCAAAGAAGUAAGUAUCAUGGAUGUCCAUGUCAAAGACUCUUUCUCUUGGAUUAUGAAGGAGAUAUUACAAAUUAGGGAACAUGUGAAAAGGCUGGAUUGCUGGAAAUCUUUGGGACAGAGGAAGGAAUACAAAAUGAAGGAGUUUUAUUUGCACUUUCUGGCUCAAUCGAAUGAUGUUGAUUGGAAGGGUUUGAUCAUGGGGAACUAUGCAAGACCUCGUGCGAAGAUAAUUAUGUGGCUGGCCUGUCACGGCAGACUUGCCACUAAAGACAGGUUAGUUAGGUUUAGAAUGAUAAAGGAUGUCAAAUGUGAAUCCUGUGCAGAGAACGAAACUAUGCAGCAUUUGUUUUUUGAAUGUGAUGGAACAAAUGGUACAUGGAGGGGAGUUCUGGACUGGUUGCACAUAAAGCAACAGGAGUGUGGCUUGACACAGAUUAAGAGUUGGGCUAUCAGACUUUGUAAGAGCAAAAACUGGAGGAGGAAGUUUCUGCAUGUGGCCUUGGCAGAAACGGUUUAUAGUGUCUGGCAUAAUAGAAAUUGCAAAGUGUAUAGAAAAAAAUAG